This is a messenger RNA of Dentiscutata erythropus, 138 nucleotides long. The record is from the annotation of a GenBank genome assembly. Lineage: Eukaryota; Fungi; Glomeromycota; Glomeromycetes; Diversisporales; Gigasporaceae.
CAGUUCGGGUUUUAGUAAAGGAGAUUAAUAGGAUAUAUGUCGUACAAAAAGUGAAAAGAGAACUUGAAGAAUAUAAGGAACAAAAUUUAUCAUUUGAACGAAAAUAUCCUGAACAAUUGGGAUCGGAGGCUGUUAUUG